This is a messenger RNA of Pelagomonas calceolata, 1315 nucleotides long. The record is from the annotation of a GenBank genome assembly. NCBI's taxonomy places the organism in Eukaryota, Pelagophyceae, Pelagomonadales, Pelagomonadaceae.
CCGGCCGCCGCGCCGAGCGUCGGCGAGAUCGCCCGCGAGCGCAGGAGAAAGGAGAUGGCCGCGGCCGCCGCGGCCGCGCCGGCGCCGGCCGCGGCCGAGGUAGCGCAGCGCCCGCGGAUUCCGGAGCGGGCGCGCGUGGCCGACGACCCCUUCCGCGUCGGAUUGGAAUCUGACGCCUUCUUCGGGGCGAAUCUCUAUUCGGCGCCGGGCUUAAACCGCCUCAGGAAGGCGGGCCGGUGGCUCGAUGGCGUCUCGUCGGGCCGGGUCGCGCCGAGCCUCCCGGAGAUGCAGACCGUCUUCUGGGCGGCCAUAGAGGAGAAGACCGGUGGUCGACUACGACUGCACCCCGGAACUAUCCCGCCACCGCCGGUCGGUUACGGUGGGCACGCGCCGUCUCCUGGAUUUCCGCCGGUGGGUUACGGAUACGGCUUCGCGCCCGCGCCGCCGUCGUGGCCGAUGAGCUUCGGAUUCGCGCCGCAACAGUACGGCGCCGCGCCGACGACCUGGUCGGUGCCGCUCGAGCGGCCGCCGCCGGAUGCGGUCUUCGAGACGGAGACGACCGUGGGCGGUCGGCGCCUGGACGAGCGCGGUGGAGGCGCCCCGGUGUGCCUGGACUACGUCCGCGGCCGGUGCGACGCGGGACCUACGUCGCUCGCGGUCGUCAAAUCAUCGCGGCGCCGGCGACUUCCACCAUCCUGGCCUUCUCGCGUCGCGUCCUUUUGGCCCUUUGGGUUGAAGGCCCCACGCGCAGGUCAACCGAUCUUUCUUUCCGGGCAUCGCCGGCAUGGCGCGCCCACUUUCUUUAUCAUUGGCGGGUCGAGCCCGGAACACGGACGGCACCCAUCCUCGGGCAUCGAGUGGUGCGCGUUCGGUGGUAUCCGGCCCGUUCCCUGAAGCCUCUGUCGCCGACACGGCGGCAAGCCUCAUCUGCCCGCGACCGGACCGACCCUACGGAGUGGAGCCGGUCUCGACCUGGGAGGCGUUGGGGGCGGCGGCAUGCCGCCCCCCGUAACCUUGGCCGCGCCGGCCGAGCUUUCGUAGGCCCUCCGAAUCGCUCGGCAUCCAUUGAACCCAUUUAGUUCCGUUCCGACGGUGUCGGAAUCAGGUGUCGUCUGGGCGGGUCGGAGCCGGUCUCCCCGUCAGACACUUAGGCACGGCGCAGUGGUAGUAGCUCUCGCUCCCCUGGCCAGCUUGAUUUUCGGCCCCGUUCUAAAAGAGGAGCCAGCGGCCAGUUCCACAUCCUGAUGGGGGGCGUCCCGAAGAGGGGGGGGCGUGCGAGUCCCUGUGACUCAGCCCUUGCGUCCUAGUCCAGCCG